This is a messenger RNA of Trifolium pratense (red clover), 2311 nucleotides long. Its product is annotated as flavonoid 3'-monooxygenase CYP75B137-like. NCBI's taxonomy places the organism in Eukaryota, Viridiplantae, Streptophyta, Magnoliopsida, Fabales, Fabaceae. The record is from RefSeq and is a predicted model, not a curated record. The coding region runs from base 222 to 1793 and encodes 523 amino acids. Gene Ontology annotation, molecular function: iron ion binding; monooxygenase activity; heme binding. The transcript has 2 exons.
AUUUCUUGUAGAUUCCAUUUACGGUGGCUUUUAUCUCAUCCAUCUACAGUUCUUGCAAAACACAUAUUUGUCGUUUUUGCAUAUUCCCAUUACAUCGCUGUCUCUCUUCUCAUUUUAUACAUACAUGUCCUUAACCUCUCAUAGCAUAACAUAUUUUCAACUCUUUCCUUUAUCAUCAAUCCCUAAACCCAAUAAUAGCAAAACACCAAUAACAAACAAUCAUGUCUUCACUCACAAAUUUUUUGUUCCAAAACACCUACAUAAAAGAUUGGUUCAGUGGUGACAUCACAACAACACUCAUCGUACCAUUCUUAAUAAUUACCACAGUAACUUGGUAUUUUUACCUCUUCUUCAUCAAAUCCAAAGCCCAGAAACUUCCACCAGGCCCACCGGGCCUUCCUUUCUUCGGUAACCUCCUAUCUCUCGACCCAGAACUUCACACUUACUUCGCAAGCCUGGCCCAAGCCCACGGUCCAAUUUUCAAACUCUGGCUCGGUAGCAAACUCGGAAUCGUGUUAACUUCACCUACGACGGCGCGUGAGGUGUUAAAAGACCACGACACCGUUUUCGCCAACCGUGAUGUCCCCGCCGCCGGUAGAGCCGCCACAUACGGCGGCACGGAUAUAGUAUGGAGCCCGUAUGGACCAGAAUGGAGGAUGCUGAGAAAAGUCUGUGUCCUCAAGAUGCUUAGCAACACGACUCUUGACUCCGUUUACGAGCUCCGGCGCGGUGAAGUUCGAAAAGCGGUCGGGUCUAUUUAUAAUCGGGUCGGGUCGACGGUGAAUAUUGGGGAGGAAGUUUUUCUGACGGUUUUGAAUGUGAUUACUACCAUGAUGUGGGGUGCGGCGGUGGAAGGGGAAGAGAGGGUAAGUAUAGGGGUGGAGUUCAGGGAGACGGUGGCGGGAAUUGUACAUCUUUUGGGGAAACCGAAUUUGUCGGACUUUUUUCCCGGGUUGGCCCGAUUUGAUUUACAAGGUGUGGUGAAAGAGAUGAAUAAGUUAGCUCCACGUUUUGAUAGGAUAUUUGAAAAAAUGAUUGGUGAACGUGUGAAGAAAGAAGGGGAGGGGAAAGAAAAUGAAAGUAAGGAUUUUUUGCAGUUUUUGUUGAAUUUGAAGGAUGAGGGUGAUUCUAAGACACCAUUCACAAGCACCCAUGUUAAGGCUCUACUCAUGGACAUGGUUGUGGGUGGAUCAGACACAUCCUCCAACACAAUUGAGUUUGCAUUGGCAGAAAUGAUGAACAACCCAGAAGUAAUGAAGAAAGUUCAAGAGGAGUUAGAAGCUGUGGUUGGAAAAGAUAACUUGGUAGAAGAGUCUCACACUCAUAAGUUACCUUACUUACAUGCAGUGAUGAAAGAAACACUUCGUUUGCACCCAGCACUUCCACUUUUAGUCCCUCAUUGUCCAAGUGAAACCACCAAUGUUGGAGGCUACACAAUUCCAAAGGGAUCUCGUGUGUUUGUGAACGUUUGGGCUAUUCAUAGAGACCCUUCCAUUUGGGAGAACCCACUAGAAUUUGAUCCUACAAGGUUCUUGGAUGGUAAAUGGGAUUACAGUGGAAAUGACUUCAAUUAUUUUCCAUUUGGUUCUGGGAGAAGGAUUUGUGCCGGAAUAGCAAUGGCUGAGAGGACUGUUUUGUACUUUAUAGCUACCCUUGUGCACUUGUUUGAAUGGACUAUACCACAAGGAGAAAAGUUGGAGGUAUCAGAGAAAUUUGGUAUUGUUCUUAAAAAGAAGACACCUUUGCUUGCCAUACCCACGCCGCGACUUUCCAAUUCAGAGCUUUAUAAAUAGAAUUGAAUACUAUACUCAAUGUUUAUAUUGUCAUAUAGGCAAUUAGUACAGUGGGAAAAUGUUGUCUAUAUUCUACAAUAUUUGAUGUUUGAAAAUCGAUCAUAUAUUGGAUGAUGAUUGACAUCGCAAUCUUUGAGUAAAAGUUCAAGUCAUUAUGUCCUUAUGGAUGAGAUAGUAACUUGGCCGGUGUUGAUUGAAACCAAAUAUAAAUCGAGUUUCGAGAUACUUGCAUAUGAUUUUCCUAUGUUUUUAGUUGAACUGGCGACACUGAUUGUGCAUGGCCUCAAUUGUGAGGACGGGUAAUAUAAUGAACUUUUACUGAACGGAGAGCAUUAUUGGUCGUUGUAAAAGGUUUGAACGAUUUUCAAGCAUCUGUGAUCAUUGUAGAUCAUAUGAAAAGUUUUCCACCUUAGAAACCAGCUAUCAUAUAGUGAUCAAGGGGAGCUGGAUUCACCACUCAAUGUUAGUAAAUAGUAUAAUCAUUUGCUAUUUAUGCAUCACGUAUUUUUCUAAGCGUA